Molecule: messenger RNA, 1388 nt
Organism: Ziziphus jujuba (common jujube)
Lineage: Eukaryota; Viridiplantae; Streptophyta; Magnoliopsida; Rosales; Rhamnaceae
Exons: 5
Coding region: 332-1285 (317 amino acids)
Biological process (GO): regulation of alternative mRNA splicing, via spliceosome
Source: RefSeq, a predicted model, not a curated record
CCUACUUCGGAAGGUUAUGUUUAUGAAAAUAAAAAAAUUAAAAAAGACAUUUUCCCUGUUCGGUUUGGAUAAAAAUUCCAAUUCCCAGGUCCCAAAUCCAUCAGAAAAUUUAUUUCGACACUCUCUUUCGACGCAUCCCUUAGCCAUCGUCGGCUUCUGCUCAGGUGGACAUAGCUUUAACUUUCAUCAUCAUCAUCAUCAUCAUAUACAUAUAUAUAUAUAUAUAUAUAUAUAUAUUUUCGUUUUGCUGUGAAUUAGCCAAAGAACGGUGUUUGGAGCCCACAACAAAAGCACUAUUUUUUCAGCACUCCAAAACAGGCUCUAAAAGAAAAUGAGUAAGUAUGGGUUGAACCUCAGGCCAAACAAAAACAAGCAGCCCUCAAAGCCACCUCUUCCUACUCCUUUUGGUUUUGGAAAUGAUGAUGACAAUGAUGUUGAGAGAGAAAUUUCUCGCCAUGCUUCCAAGAACAAGUCUCUUAAGGAUAUUGAGGAGCAGCAAAGGAAAGCCUUGGAAGAGGACCCCUCUGUGUUUGAUUAUGAUGGAGUUUAUGAUGAAAUGAAAAAUAAAGCUGUCCAACCUAGGGCACAAGAACGUCAAGAGAGAAAGCCAAAAUAUAUUACGGCUCUACUUAAAAAGACAGAAGAACGAAAGCGGGAGCAAGAUAUAGUAUAUGAGAGAAAACUUGAAAAAGAGAGAAAGAAAGAGGACCACCUAUAUGCAGAAAAGGACAAAUUUGUGACAAGUGCUUACAAAAAGAAACUUGCAGAGCAAGCAAAAUGGAUGGAGGAAGAACGUUUGCGCAAAAUUAGGGAGGAAAAAGAGGAUGUUACCAAGAAGACUGACUUGAGUGAUUUUUAUUUCAACCUUGGAAAAAAUGUUGCUUUUGGCGCAAGAGAUGCUGAGCUAAGGAAACAAGAGAAGCAGGAUGAGUUAAGGAAGGCAGAAAAGCAUGGUGUUGAAACGCAUGCAACAACUUUGGACAAGAAUAGGUCAUCAAACACCUCAAAUUCAGUAUCAGAGUCUUCAAGGGUGAGAGAAGAACACCGAGGUGAAACUUCUAUUUCUGAAAGAAGUGAGUCCUCUGAGGUGAAGACAGUUUCAAAGACAACACUAUCGGGGUCCUCUGAAGUGAAGCCAACUACAAAUAUGACAGUGCCUGACAAUUCUUCAGUUGGACAGCCAGCAGUGGAACAACCAAAAACUCACCAUCAUAAAAGAAGUGAAGAUGCUGUGGCUGCAGCUAAAGAGCGCUUUCUGGCACGAAAGAGGGCAAAAGAACAAUAAAAGCUUUACUAUGUGAUUGUCAUCGAAUGCUUUCAAAACUAGUUAGUGUUGUACUUUCUUAUUUUAUCCCGUAGUCUAAUUGAUCUCCUUGUGGUUCUGUGCA